CGCAGCCCGGGGAUCUCCAUCGCCAGCGGGAGCGGAGCGGGGCGGCGAGGGCUGGGCGGCUCUCCCGGCUGGAGGACACGAACCGCGGCUCAGGCUCAGCUCCCGGCUCGCUCAGCUGCGGCGGGGGCGCGGGAUCCAUGGCAGCCUCUCGCCUCCCAGCCCGGCUCCCGGCGUCCCCGUGAGGCUGCGGACAUCCCCGGCUCCUCGGAGCAGCUCGGCUGCCUGCGCCCAGGAGGGCUCCGCGACCCCCGAGCUGCCUCUCCCUCCCUCCCUGCCCGGCUCCGGCCGCCCUGACUAUGGAGUACCUGCGAGUGUGGCUCGGCGUCUCGUUCGCCUUGGCGGAAUUCACUCCCCUGCCUCCCGUGCGCUCCGGGGGUGCAUGUGUCUUCCGGGGCUCGUUCUUCUUGGAUGACACCGUUUGGAAGCCUGAUUCAUGCCAGGAUUGUCGUUGCCAUGGUGACAUUGUUGUCUGCCGGCCUGUUGUUUGCAAAAACCCUCAGUGUGACUUUGAGAAGGGAGAAGUGCUUCAAAUAGCUGCCAACCAGUGCUGCCCGGAGUGUGUCUUGAGGACCAAAGGACUGUGCCACCACGAAGGGAAGGCCCAUGGGCAUGGGACAGAGUGGACAACCUCUCAAUGCACCAUUUGCUCUUGUAGUCAUGGACAAGUCAGGUGCAACCAGAGGCCAUGCCCACAUCUUUCAUGUGGGCCCCAUGAGCUGGAAUCCAUCCCUGAAAACGCCUGCUGUCCCAAAUGUGUGGGCCGGGGCAAGCCCUGUUCCUUUGAUGGUCGUUUGCUUCUGGAUGGUGAAGAAGGGCAGCUGAGCCAAUGUUCUAAAUGUGUGUGCAGAAACGGGACUCCCCAGUGCUUCACGGCUCAAUGUCAGCCACUGCUCUGUGGCCAGGAUGAAGAAGUGGCUCGCCUCCCUGGGAAAUGUUGCCCGCAGUGUCUUCCCAGAUCUUGCUCUUCAGCUGGAAAAGUGCACCAGCAUGGUGAGCAGUGGACUGAAGACGCUUGUACUACAUGUGUAUGUGACAGGGGAGAGACCAGAUGCCAUAAGCAUGUGUGUCCUCUACUCACCUGUGAAAAGGGUCAGAACAAAGUACACCAUCCCAGUGAGUGCUGUGACAAAUGCAUGUCAUCUACGGGAAAUUGCUUGUAUGAUGGGAUUCUUAGGUAUGAUGGUGAAAUGUGGAAGGGCUCAACGUGUGACUUCUGUACAUGUGAUCGAGGUCAGGUUGCUUGCCAUGUUGGAGAAUGUGCCGGUGUGAAGUGUACCCAGGAUGAAGAAUUAAUUCACCUGGAUGGGAAAUGCUGUCCUGAAUGUGUUCCAAGACGUCAGCGCUGUAUUUAUGAAGAACAUAUAAAAGACGAGGGAGAAAGGUGGGAUGAUGGUCCAUGCAAAGUGUGUGAGUGCCGAGAUGCCCAAGUAAUCUGUUAUCAACCCUCCUGCCUCCCGUGCCCAGUGGGUACAUUGGCAGUGGAAGUCUCGGGACAGUGCUGCCCAGCUUGCAAAUCAGUCCCCUGUCACCCAGACUGCCUGGCUUGUUCUCAGUCCCCAGACCACUGUGACCUCUGCCGGGACCCCAGGAAGCAUCUGCAGAGUGGCCGCUGUGUGCAUAGCUGUGACCCAGGAUUCUACCGGAGUGGGGGCCUUUGUUUAGCCUGCCAACGGGAGUGUGCCACUUGUACCAAUGGGUUUGAAUGCUCCUCGUGCCAGCCGUCCCUGCUGAUGAAAGGAAGGCAAUGUGUGGCUGCCUGUGGCAAAGGAUUCUACCAGGAUCACCACUACUGUUUAGGGUGCCACAAAUCCUGUGCUACGUGCUGGGGACCAGCUGAGAAGAACUGCUUGUCUUGCCAGGAUCGGUCUCAAGUGCUCAGAGACGGUUCCUGUGAAGGCAGCUGUGGUCAGGGUUUUACAACAAGGACAGAGUCUUGUGAAUCUUGUGACCCGUCCUGUGAGAGCUGUGGUCCGGAGAGUCCUCGCUGUCUGACGUGUGCCGAGAAGAUGGUGUGGCAUGAUGGCAGGUGCGUCCCAGAAUGCCCUCCCGGGCACUAUCCUGACAGCACUGGCAGAUGUUCAGGUUGUCAUGUUUCCUGUGCCAGCUGCAGAGGCCCCUCGGCUGCCCACUGUACUGCCUGUCCCCACUCUUGGGUUUUGCACCAAAACCAGUGUCUUUCCGACUGUGGACAGAGCUUUUACUCUGACCAUGGCAUCUGCAAAGCUUGUCAUCCUUCAUGCCUGAAUUGUGUUGGUCCAGAACCCUCCAAUUGCACCCAGUGCAGGAAACCAGAAGAAGGGAUGCAGGCUGAACGGGCAUCUGGGGAAAUCCUCUCUGGCAUGUGUGUGGCCCAAUGCAAAGCCCAUUUUUACUUGGAGAAUACUGGACUCUGUGAAGCUUGUCAUGAUUCCUGUUUGGCAUGUCAGGGGAAGAGCCCAGACAAUUGCACAUCCUGUGUAUCUUCUCAUGUCCUCUUGGAUGGCCGGUGCUUCCCCCACUGCCCAGAUGGAUUUUUCAGCCAGGAGGGUAUCUGCUCCAUGUGCCAUCCCUCGUGCAGACAGUGCCAGGGCCCUACGGACUCUGACUGCAUCAGUUGCCAUCCCCAUGCUCGUCUAGUGAGGGGAACCUGCAGGACCAGCUGUAAAGAGGAACAGUACCUGAACCUUGUGGGCUAUUGUGUGGAUUGCCACCCCCUGUGCCAACAAUGUGUAGCUGACCUCCACAACACUGGCAGUAUCUGCCUCAAGUGUCAGAAUGCCCGCUACUUGCUGCUGGGGGACCACUGUGUUUCUAGUUGUCCCAUUGGAUACUAUGCAGAGAAUGGAGCUUGUAACCGGUGCCACCUCUCCUGCAAAAGCUGCCAUGGUUAUGGCCCCUUUUCCUGCUCCUCAUGUGAUGCCAACCUUGUCUUGUCUCACAGUGGCUUGUGUACCAGCGCUUGUUUCCCAGGGCACUAUCUUGAUGAAAGCAACGCCUGCCAACCGUGCGAUGCCCAGUGCUGGAGCUGUGAUUCCCCAUCAAGAUGUACCUCUUGCCGGGACCCAGCGAAGGUCCUUCUCUUUGGAGAAUGUCAGUAUGAGAGCUGUGCCCAGCAGUACUACCUCGACUUGUCUACCAAGACGUGCAAAGAAUGUGACUGGAGCUGCAAUUCCUGCCAGGGUCCACUGAGCACAGACUGCCUGCAGUGCAUGGAUGGCUAUGUGCUUCAGAACAGUGUCUGCGUGGAGCAAUGUUCACUUUCCUUUUAUAGGGACUCCGACCAUUGCAAGAGCUGUGAUGAUCAUUGUCUUGAGUGUCUGGGCCCCCAUGAGUGUACUCACUGUGAAGAACCAUUUUUCCUCCUUGAAGCACACUGUACCCAGAAGUGCGGCCAGCGAUAUUAUGUAGACACCAGGACACAGAGAUGCAUGGCCUGUCCCCCGGGGUGUUUGGAGUGUAACGAGAAGGAACGGUGCCAUCUCUGUGACCAUGGCAUGUCUCUCAAGAACGGGCUUUGUGUUUCCAGCUGUGCCCCCAGCUUCUCUGGCCACCUUCAGAACGGAACGUGUCAUGGUGACACCUAUACUCAUAUCCUUCAGCCCAAUGCUUCCCUUACUCUGGGGAUCGGCUCAGUGAGGCCCCUGGAUUUCUCCUUGCUGCGUGCCCAUGCUGUGGAAGGCAGGGGCACAGACCUCUUGUUCCAUGUUGUCAGCGUCCCCACCAAUGGCCAGUUGGUGCUCCUGGUGAAUGGAAAAGAGGUCCCCCUGGGGGCGGCUGACCAUUUUAACUGGGAAGACCUGAAAGAGAAGAGGGUGCGUUUUGUGCACAGCAAAGACAAGCCCAGGAAAGGCCAUUUUUCCCUGAAAGUGAGUGACCAGCAAUCCUUCUCUGAACCACAACUGAUCAGCAUCCAAGCCUUUUCCACACAGGCCCCUUACCUGCUGAGGAAUGAAGCUCUUCACAUCAGCAGAGGGGAGAGUACCGCCAUCACUACCCAGCUUCUGGACAUCCGAGACGAUGACAAUCCACAGGAAGUAGUGGUGGAGGUGGUGAAUGCCCCUCGGUAUGGACAGCUCCUCCAGCCGCUGCGUGAUCCCGGUGCUCCUGUCCGUCAAUUCCAGCUGGAUGACCUGGCCAGAGGCCUUCUCUACUACUCCCAUGAUGGCUCAACUAGUACUUCAGAUGCCAUUCUCUUGCAGGCCAGUGAUGGCUACUCCUUCCACAAUAUCCUCUUCAAAGUACAGAUUGUGCCAAAGAUUGAAGGAGACCUUCAGCUGGUGGCUAACUCAUUGGUGUGGGUCCCUGAAGGAGGAAUGCUGCCAAUCACCAACAGGAUCUUACGGGCUGAAGUGCUUGGGGCCAGUGACUCUGAAAUCAUCUAUACGAUUUCUCAAGACCGUCCAAGAUUUGGGGAGGUGGUUCUUUUGAUGAACAUGCCUGCAGGCAUUCCAGUGGAUGGGAGGCAGCACCUGCCCGAUGGGAGAAUGGCAACACCCACCAACACGUUCACCCAGCAAGACAUCAACGAAGGAAUCGUGUGGUACAAGCAUUCGGGUGCCCAGGCGCAAAGCGACUCCUUCAACUUCCAGGUAUCCAGUCCAACUGCCCCCCAGGCCCAUCUGGAGAACCAAGUAUUCAACAUCGCCAUCUUGCCAAAAACACCGGAGCCUCCAAAGCUCUUCCUGGGAGCCAAUCUGCAUAUGACCGUUCAGGAGGAUCGGCUGAGUGUGAUACAACCCCGCCACCUCUCUUUUGUCGACUCCAAGAGUCCAAGUGGAAGGAUUGUAUACAAUAUUACUGCCCCUUUGCGGCCCAAUCAAGGUAUCAUCGAGCACAGAGACAGGCCUCACUUCCCCAUUCAGUAUUUCACGCAGGCAGAUGUUAACCAAGGAAAAAUCAUGUACCGGCCUCCCACUGCGGCGCCCCAUCUCCAAGAGAUCAUGGCUUUCUCCUUUGCCGGUCUUCCAGAAUCCGUGAACUUCCGUUUCACAGUUUCAAAUGGAGAGCACACAACGGAAGAAAUGAUGUUUACCAUCCACUUACUUCCCAUUCAUCAGCAACUCCCGCUGUUCCAGAUCACAGUUCCAUUUCUGGAGGUCAGCCGAGGAGGCCAAGCUAAUGUGGGGAUUCAGCUGGCAAUGAGUGAUGACACCAUGACUCCUGAAGACCUUUCCUUUGAGCUGGUGAAGCCGCCCCUGCAUGGAGCACUCUUCAAGAACACAGCUGAAUUCCAAGGACAGAUGAACACAGGCGACCCCUUCACCUAUGAGGAUGUCACUCACAAUGCGCUGCAGUAUGUUCAUGACGGCUCAUCAGCCACAGAAGACAGCAUGGAGAUCUCUGUCACUGAUGGUGUGGCCACAGCCACCACACUGGUGAAUGUGGAGGUGUCAUGGACUGACCGCAGUGGUCCCCGGCUGGCCCCGGGCUCCUCGCUGACCACCAGCGUCCCCAGCAGAAGUUCCAUUCCUCUCACUAGAUCACAUCUGGCUUAUGUGGAUAAUUCUUCCCCUGACUCAAAAAUAUGGAUUCAUUUACUUUCUUUACCGAUGUAUGGGACUCUCACAAGAACAUCAGGACUAACGGUGGAAGAGCUUUCAGAGAUUUCUAACUUCACAAUGGAGGAUAUCAACAACCAGAAAAUCAGGUACUCAACUUCAUUUGAGACAGACAGUCAACCAGUCACUGAUAUUUUCCAAUUCUCUGUCUCUGAUGGUGACAACAACCAGCUGAACAAUCAGAAAUUCACCGUCAUUAUCACCCCUGUCCAGAAUCCGCCUCCCAUUUUCACUUUUGCUGACCUUAUCACUGUUGAUGAAGGAGGGAGAGUACCACUCACAUUUCACCAUUUCCUGGCUGUGGAUCCAGGGAACCUCCAGGGAGAUACAGAAGUCAAAAUAAGCACUUUGCCUACAUAUGGCUUCAUUGAGAACACCAGGACAGGUAGUCGUUUUGGCCCUGGAGGCAGCGGUGACCUGGAAGCAUCCUUCCCCUUUCAGGAUAUUCUAGAAAACCACAUAUACUACUUUCAGAGUGUCCAUGAGAGCAUUGAGCCAACCAGUGACGUCUUCAGCUUCUAUGUGAGCGAUGGAUUUGGCCGUUCAGAGAUUUACAGCAUCAACGUCACCAUUGAGAAGAAAAAUGAUGAGUCUCCCAAGAUGACUAUUCAGCCCAUCAGGGUGCAAGAGCGCUCAGGAGUGGUGAUCAGAAAUACAUCUUUGAGUCUGCAAGACCUGGACACUCCCAGUAACGAACUGGUGUUUGUACUAACCAAAAAGCCCGACCACGGUUAUCUCCAUCGAAGACAACUCUCCUCGGAGCCCCUUGAGAAUGGCCGGAUCUUAUCCCAGGGAUCCUCCUUCACCUACCAGGAUAUCCUGGAUGGCUUGAUUGUCUAUACCCCUGGUGGCCCUGGUGUGACUGUGGAUGAGUUCCGUUUCUCCCUCACAGAUGGCCUCUACACUGAGACAGGGAGGGUAGAGCUAUCCAUGGAAAUCCCCAAGAGCGAGCCUCCCCAACUGGCUGUUAACCGAGGCCUGCAGCUGUCAGCAGGUUCUGUAGCCCGGAUCACAGAUCAGCACUUGAAAGUGGAAGGCACCAUUUUGGAUGACCUGAAAGUUAUGUACAUCAUGAAGAAAGAUCCCAGUGUGGGGCGCUUGCAGCUGGCAAGGAAUGACAAUCUAGAACAGAUCUCUGUUAAGGGACCAGUCAAGAGUUUCACCCAAGAUGACAUCAGCCAAGGAUGGGUCGAAUACAGACAUGAGAAGGGAGAGUCUGGUGGCAGUUUUGCUUUUAAGUUUGAUGUGGUUGAUGCUGAAGGCAACAAGCUGACUGACCAGUCAUUCUCCAUCAGUGUCCUAGAAGACAAAUUCCCACCUGUCGUCAUAGUUAACAAAGGACUGGUCCUGGAUGAAAACUCAGGAAAGAAAAUCACGACUCUGCAGCUGUCAGCCACUGACCAGGACAGUGAGCCUGGGGAGUUAAUCUUCAGGAUUACAAAGCAGCCCCAGCUGGGAUACUUGGAACAUGCAGCAUCACCAGGCAUCCAGAUUAGUUCCUUCACUCAAGCGGACCUAACUGCUCGAAGCAUCCAAUAUAUCCACACCAGUGAAGUGGAAAAACACAGUGAUGCCUUUACCUUCACAGUCUCUGAUGGAGCCAACCUAGUGAGUCAAACCUUUCCCAUCACCAUCAAUGCUGUGGAUGACUCAUUACCCAUUGUACAAAACACAGGGAUUCGAGUGCAGGAAGGAGUGCGGAAAACCAUCACAGAGUUUGAGCUUAAAGCCGUUGAUGCUGACACAGAGGCAGAAUCGGUCACAUUUACCGUAGUUCAGCCCCCGCGACACGGCACUAUUGAACACACCAGCAAUGGGCAACAUUACCGCCAGACCACCACGUUCACCAUGGAAGACGUCUACCAGAACAAGAUUAGCUACAGCCAUGAUGGCAGCAACUCCCUCAAAGACCGUUUUACCUUCACUGUAUCUGAUGGGACUAACCCCUUCUUCAUUGUCGAGGAAGGAGGGAAAGAGAUUGUGACGGCAGCACCCCAGCGGUUUAAAGUGGACAUCCUUCCAGUGGAUGAUGGUACCCCAAGAAUUGUCACCAACUUGGGCUUACAAUGGCUGGAGUACGUGGAUGGACAGGCAACCAACUUGAUCACUAAGAAAGAGCUAUUGACCAUGGACCCAGACACAGAGGACAAGCAUCUCAUCUAUGAGAUAACAACUGGACCCAGACACGGCUACGUGGAAAACAAGCUUCAUCCAGGCCGAGGUGCCACAACUUUUACUCAAGAGGACGUGAACUUAGGUUUGAUACGUUAUGUGCUAGAUGAAGAGAAGAUCCAUGAGACGAUGGACAGCUUCCAGUUCCUAGUGAAAGACAGCAAACCCAAUGUCGUCAGUGACAGUGUCUUCCACAUCCAGUGGUCCCUGAUCAGCUUUAAACAUACCAGCUACAACGUCAGUGAGAAGGCCGGCUCUGUCAGCGUCACCGUGAAGAGAACCGGGAACCUCAACCAAUAUGCCAUUGUCCUGUGUCGAACUGAACAGGGGACAGCCAUCUCCAGUUCCAACCCAAGCUCAAAACAUGGGCACCAAGACUACGUGGAGUAUGCCGGCCAGGUACAGUUUGAUGAGCGAGAAGAUACAAAAUCCUGCACCAUUGUAAUUAAUGAUGAUGAUAUAUUUGAGAACAUUGAAAGCUUCACCGUGGAGCUCAGCAUGCCAGCUUAUGCCUUGCUGGGAGAGUUCACCCAGGCCAAGGUCAUUAUCAAUGACACUGAAGAUGAACCUACGUUACAGUUUGAUAGGAAGAUCUACCGGGUCAAUGAGAGUGCUGGGUUCUUGUUUGCCCCUAUUGAAAGAAAAGGAGAUUCCAGCAGUAUCAUAUCUGCCAUUUGCUACACCAUCCCCAAAUCAGCUAGGGGAAGCAGCCUCUAUGUUCUAGAAUCAGGAUCUGAUUUUAAGUCAAGAGGAAUGUCAUCUGAGAAUCGUGUGAUAUUUGGACCUGGUGUCACUACUUCCACCUGUGAUGUCAUGCUGAUUGAUGACAGCGAGUACGAGGAAGAAGAGGAGUUUGAGAUUGCGCUAGCAGGUGCUUCUGACAAUGCCCGAAUUGGGAGUGUGGCUUCAGCCAAGGUGUUCAUUGGGGGCCCCAAUGAUGCCUCCACUGUGUCCCUGGGCAAUACGGCAUACACUGUCAGUGAAGAUGCAGGCACAGUGGAAAUCCCUGUGGUCCGGCAUGGGACUGAUCUCUCCACUUUCACAUCAGUAUGGUGUGCUACCCGCCCUUCUGACCCGCCUUCUGCUACUCCCGGGGUCGACUACAUCCCAAGCUCUAAAAAGGUGGAAUUCCGACCUGGUGACACUGAAAAGCACUGCACAUUGGUCAUCUUGGAUGAUGCUCAAUAUCCUGCAAUCGAAGGAUUGGAGACAUUUGUGGUUUUCUUGAGUUCAGCACAAGGGGCAGAGAUGACCAAACCUUUCCAAGCCAUUAUUGCCAUCAAUGACACAUUUCAGGACGUGCCCAGCAUGCAGUUUGCGAAGGAUUUGUACCUAGUGAAAGAAAAGGAUGGUGUCUUACACAUCCCCAUCAUUCGAAGUGGGGACCUGAGUUAUGAGUCCUCAGUGAGAUGCUAUAGCCAGAGCCAAACAGCCCAAGUCAUGGCGGACUUUGAGGAGAGAAGGAAUUCGGAUGAUUCCCGUAUCACAUUUCUGAAAGGGGAAAAGGUGAAGAACUGCACUGUCUAUAUCAACGAUGACUCCAUCUUUGAACCAGAGGAACAGUUCAGAGUCUACCUUGGCAAUCCUCUUGGAAACCACUGGAGUGGAGCAAGAAUAGGGAAAAGUAACAUGGCCACCAUCACCAUAUCCAAUGAUGAAGAUGCCCCAACUAUUGAGUUUGAAGAGGCUGCCUACCAGGUCCGGGAGCCUGCUGGGCCAGAUGCUCUGGCAAUUCUGAACAUCAAAGUGAUACGAAGAGGGGACCAGAACAGGACUUCCAGGGUCCGCUGCAGUACCCGCGAUGGAUCUGCCCAGUCUGGUGUGGAUUAUUACCCAAAGAGUCGUGUCCUGAAGUUCAGUCCUGGCGUGGACCACAUGCUGUUUAAAGUUGAGAUUCUGUCAAAUGAAGAUCGAGAGUGGCAUGAGUCCUUCUCCCUGGUCCUUGGCCCUGAUGACCCAGUGGAAGCAGUCCUUGGUGAUGUGACCACCGCAACGGUGACAAUCCUAGACCAGGAGGCUGCAGGGAGUCUCAUCUUACCAGCACCACCCAUUGUGGUUAUGCUUGCUGAUUAUGAUCAUGUGGAAGAAGUGACUAAGGAAGGGGUCAAAAAAUCUCCUUCCCCAGGGUACCCGCUGGUCUGCGUCACUCCUUGUGACCCUCACUUCCCCAAGUAUUCCAUUAUGAAGGAACGCUGCAUGGAGGCAGGCAUCAAUCAAACCUCUGUCCGGUUUAGCUGGGAAGUAGCGACACCCACGGAUGGUAAUGGGGCAAGGUCUCCGUUUGAGACCAUCACUGACAACACACCAUUCACCAGUGUCAACCACAUGGUACUGGACAGCAUCUACUUCAGCCGGAGGUUCCACGUGCGCUGCGUGGCGAAGGCCGUGGACAAAGCGGGGCACCUGGGGACCCCGCUGCGAAGUAACAUCGUCACCAUAGGGACAGACAGCGCUAUCUGUCACACGCCUGUCGUGGCGGGGACCGCCAGAGGCUUCCAGGCUCAGUCCUUCAUUGCUACCCUGAAGUACCUUGAUGUCAAACACAAAGAGCAUCCCAACAGGAUCCACAUCUCGGUCCAGAUCCCACACCAGGACGGUAUGCUGCCUCUUAUCUCGACAAUGCCGUUGCACAAUGUGCAUUUUCUCUUAUCGGAGUCCAUCUACAGACAUCAGCAUGUCUGCUCGAAUCUCAUCACCAUUGGGGAUCUGAAAGGUAUCUCAGAAGCGGGAUUCUUGGAUGAAGUCAUCUAUGACGACAUCGCCCUGGGCCCGGGCUAUGAUCGUCCUUACCAGUUUGAUCCCACCGUGAGGGAGGCCAAGACCAUCCAACUCUACAAGCACUUGAACCUGAAGAGCUGCACGUGGACCUUUGAUGCUUAUUACGACAUGACUGAAUUGAUUGAUGUCUGUGGGGGAUCUGUAACUGCUGACUUCCAGGUGAGAGACUCUGCUCAGUCGUUCCUGACAGUCCAUGUUCCCCUGUAUGUGUCAUACAUCUACGUGACAGCACCCAGGGGCUGGGCUUCCCUUGAUCACCACACAGAAAUGGAGUUCUCUUUCUUCUAUGACACUGUUCUCUGGAGAACAGGAAUUCAGACCGAAAGCGUGCUCUCCGCAAGGCUUCAGAUAAUAAGGAUCUACAUUAGAGAGGAUGGUCGUCUGGUCAUUGAGUUCAAGACCCACGCAAAGUUCAGAGGAUACUUUGUCAUGGAGCACCACACCCUCCCAGAUGUGAAGUCUUUUAUAAUGACUCCAGACCACCUGGGAGGAAUUGAGUUUGAUUUACAGCUUCUGUGGAGUGCCCAGACUUUUGAUUCGCCAUACCAGCUGUGGAGAGCAACUAGUUCUUAUAACAGGAAAGACUACUCAGGGGAGUACACGAUCUACCUCAUCCCCUGUACUGUACAACCCACACAGCCAUGGAUUGACCUCGGAGACAAGCCGCUGCCCUGCACAGCACAUGCUCCAGAAAGAUUUUUGAUACCCAUUGCAUUCCAGCAGACUAACCGUCCGGUGCCCGUUGUCUAUUCCCUCAACACUGAGUUUCAGCUCUGCAACAAUGAGAAAGUGUUUCUGAUGGACCCCGGCACAUCUGACAUGUCGCUGGCAGAAAUGGAUUACAAAGGGGCUUUUUCAAAGGGUCAGAUCCUUUAUGGCCGUGUACUUUGGAAUCCUGAACAGAACCUCAACUCAGCUUAUAAACUGCAGCUGGAGAAAGUCUAUCUGUGUACUGGCAAGGAUGGCUAUGUGCCCUUCUUUGACCCCACUGGGACGAUCUACAAUGAAGGGCCACAGUAUGGAUGUAUUCAACCUAACAAGCACUUAAAGCACAGAUUCCUGCUGCUGGAUCGAAGUCAGCCAGAAGUCAUCGACAAAUAUUUUCACGAUGUUCCUUUUGAUGCCCACUUUGCAUCUGAUUUAUCUGAUUUCCACAUGGUCAGUAGCAUGCCAGGUGUGGACGGAUUUACCCUGAAAGUUGAUGCACUUUACAAGGUGGAAGCAGGACACCAGUGGUAUCUCCAGGUCAUCUAUAUCAUCGGCCCCGACACCAUCUCCGGGCCACGAGUGCAGCGUUCUCUCACCUCCCCAGUAAGGCGCAGCCGCAGGGACUUUGUGGACCACACAGGCCGACUAACCCUUGAUGAUUCCCUCAUCUAUGACAAUGAAGGAGACCAAAUUAAGAAUGGCACCAACAUGAAAUCGUUGAAUCUGGAGAUGCAGGAAUCAGUUGUGGCCGCUUCUCUAUCCCAAACUGGAGCGUCAAUUGGGAGCGCCCUUGCCGCCAUCAUGCUCCUGCUGUUGGUGCUUUUGGUGGCUUAUCUCAUCACCAGAAAAUGCCAGACACAAAAGAAGAAAAGGGCUCCAGAGGACAUCUUGGAGGAAUACCCUCUGAAUACCAAGAUAGACAUAUCCAAGAGGAACCCAGACAGGCUGGAAAAGAACACAAACAGGCAGUACUGCACCGUGCGAAACAUCAAUCUACUGAGUGAGAAUGAGGGGGCCUACAAAUUCAAAGGUGCUACGGUCAAAAGAGUGAACCUGGAAGUCAAAGUUCAUAACAAUUUACAAGAUGGAACUGAAGUUUGAUGGCAGCGACCCAUCUGUAUUUUUUCUAAGAAUCUUUUUAUAAAUGGUUAAAAAAAUAAUAAUUAAAAAAAGGUUACUGGUAUUUUUAUAAUCUUGUGGAAAAAGGGAAAACUAGAGCUUUGAGUGGUGGCCUGCACUAUAUCACGUGCUUCAACUCACAGCUGAGCUACCUCAUCCAGGGAUAAACCAAGGGAGGCCCUCAGGACGGGAAACACUGAGUAGGGGGUAUUUCUGUGGAUAUCCACAUUCAUUUUUUUUCAACAUCAGGAGAUGAAUCUUUUUGUCAUGGUGGCCUUGGGAGACUAGGAUAUCAUCUAUAAGUUGAUAGGGAUAUGAUGAUUUUUUUAAAGCGAUGUGGUAUAAUGGGGAAAGCAUCGAAUUUGGAGCUUGGAAGACGGGGGUUCAAAUCCCAGUUCUGCCAUUAACCCCCUGUAUAAAUCGAAGGAAAUCACUUCAUUCCUCUAGGCCUCCAUUUCUAUAAAAUGAGGGAUUUGGACUAGAUCACUUCAGUGGCACCUUUCAACUCCAAAUCCUGUGAUAUGAAGGUAUUCACCUUCAUUUCCCCUCUGCCUUUCCUAAGCCCUUGGAUGGCCCAGCCUGGAUUUGCUGACCCCAUGCACUCUCAUUUGGAUUUUUUAAAAUGUGUUUAUUGUUUCCAAGCAUGAUUACCAUUUAUAAUCGCUAUUCAUACUUCACACUGAUAGUGCACUUUUCUCCAAGAUGUUUCAAAAUGCUUUCUAGCCCUUUUCCACAGCCCUGAUGAGAAAGCUUCAGGCUUCCCUGGGUAGCUAGCAGGCAUAGGUAAGUGCCCACUUUCUAGUGCAAAAAUUGGGAUCUGGAAAAGUCAAUGGCUUGGCCAACAUCUCAGAGCAAGUCAUUGUUUGUUAGUUAGAUCAGAGUUUUCAUUUCCUGACUCCUGUGCUAUCAUGAUGCUAUCCAGAGAGAUGCAUCGAUGAAUAUCCAGAGGGAUGUAUCAAUGCGCCAAGUCCUUCUUUGUCAAAUGUCUGCAUGCAUUCCCAUUCAACAGCAGUCCAUGUGGUCAUGGAUGCACUUUAGACUUGAGUCUCUCCUAGAAAACCCACCAUGAUAUCUUGUUCCCCCAGGUUUUAUCUAUCUACUACCUGAUAAUGGAAUACCCUGUGCUCUUACUUGCUGUGGAUUUUAGAGUUACUCGUAUUUCAGGAAAUGUAUAUGUUGUAUUUAAUUAGGACAAAUUACAGAAAAGCCAAGGAGAGAAUCCAGUUAGAAUUGAGCAGAGGACAGCUGGGUGCUUCCUGAUUCCUUUUGCUAUUUCCAUCUGUCCUCCCUUGGUGUCUCCUGACAAAGCAAGUCAGGAAUUUCUUUUAAGGGUUUCUUAUCUGGUAGCUCAGGUGCGUGAUUUGGCCACAUCUGUUCAUGGUAAAGUCAGGGAUACGUGGUUUUAAUAUAAUGCUAUGGCCAGAGGUCAGUUUAACUACUGUAGGUGCAUCAUAUGCUCGGCUUGCUUUUUUGUUGUUGUUGUUGUUUUUAAUCUUUGACGUAGCCUUCUUGGCAAAUAAAUAAGCAUGUGUGCCUGAGGCAACUUUGAAUUAGAAACCACAUACUUAUCCAGGUUUAGAAGGAUGAGAGCCACUCACCCUUGAUGCAUGACUUCUCACAAGCACGUCUUAUAACCCUGGUGAUCCUAUUUGUACUUGGAAGAGCCCAGCUAUGGGUGAAUCUUCAGAACUGGAAGCAGUGUACUGAAAGCAUUAGUAAGAACUAACUGUGAAAGGCUUUGAGGCAUUUAGGGAAAUGAUGAGGAAACAAAACUAAUCACUAACACGGUGUUAUCAAGAAGGCAAGUAGAGGACACUUUUCUCCAUGCAUGAUGGAAACAUCUCACAGUUGGGCAAAGACAAGACAGUGUCAGUGAGCUGGAUCUGAUAGCAGCACCACUGGAGGAUGAGCAGAAAGCGAACCCAUGGUCUAUCUGAUGGCAGCUUGGGUUAGGAUUAUGGACCAGGUCCAGAUGCCUCCGAUGCCUAUAUUCUUCAGUAAAUUACAUGUGCACGGGAAAGAGGAGACCAAGAGGUGCUGGCAUCCAUAUCUAAUGUCUGAGAUGCUGAAAAUACUCUCCAUGCUUUGCUUUCAUGUAACAACUUCCAUGUCAAUGCACUUAUUAAGCACCUACUGUGUACAAAGCACUGAAUACCGAAUAGCUGAAAUGUGUUUGCUACCAGCAUGGAGAUUAUCUUGGAGAAAAGAAACCCCCCCUCCCCUGAAAUAUCCCUCCCUGCCUUCUUCCCAUUACAUACUCAGAUGAAGGGUAUGGCUUCCUCUAAUAAAUGGACACACUGAAUGUAAAGUGCUAAGAUAUGUGGAACUGAGAUUUUUCUUGUUUGGUUCACCGCUCUCAACAUUUAUUUUUAUCGACUCGGGAUGUGAUGAUCUCUAUCAUACAAGGGAUGACUUUCAUGGUAUCUGAUUUCAACUGGGUCUAUGCCCUUGUCUUGUUAUUACUUGUUGCACAUCUCUCUGUAUUUCACCAUGCAGGUCAGGAGGAACAAAGACCUAUCUGUACUGUGUUUCUUUCCAUGUAAGGUACAGUGCUAGUUAGCUUUAAAGAGGAAGAGGGUGACCCUUUGCCCUGGUUGUCCUUUGUUGUCCUUUUGCUGAAUCGUGCACACAUUGGAGGACUCAUGGAUUCUUCUUGUGGGCAGUUCAGUUGCCAGCAGUUCCUCGUCUAGUGAGUUCUGGAGUUCUCUGUCUCGGUGUGUGGAAGUUGAUCUUCCUCCAUGAUUGUUACUCAGAGUAUUACCCUAUCACCCACAGCCCUGAUCUGAUGGUGUGACCCAUUUGUGGUGCUGUCUUCCUGGUUUCUUGAAUCUCUUGUGAUUUUUGUAUUUUCAUUGCUAAUCUAUGUGUUACAGAUUUCUGAUUUCUCCAACAGCACAUACCAUAAUAUGGAUUUUUAUUAAUAAA
This is a messenger RNA of Dromiciops gliroides (monito del monte), 15239 nucleotides long. RefSeq names its product Fraser extracellular matrix complex subunit 1 (gene FRAS1). NCBI's taxonomy places the organism in Eukaryota, Metazoa, Chordata, Mammalia, Microbiotheria, Microbiotheriidae. Gene Ontology annotation, biological process: cell communication. The record is from RefSeq and is a predicted model, not a curated record. Gene Ontology annotation, molecular function: protein binding. Gene Ontology annotation, cellular component: membrane.